UCGUUGUAAACUCAGAUGUUUGCACCUUGUCGAGCUCAGGCUGUCAGAGCGGACACUUUCAUCUUACGCGCAGCUGCUGGAGGGAUUGUUGGAGGUGAGGCGUCGACUUCCUGUCGGAGAGGAGCCUCCAACAUGGCAAGCGGGGAGGGCGCUGAGAGGCGGCGGGGCGACAGGUACUCGGUCCUGCUGCCCACUUACAACGAGAGGGAGAACCUGCCGCUCAUCGUCUGGCUGCUAGUCCGAUACUUCGAUGAAAGUGGAUUUGACUAUGAAAUUAUAGUGAUUGAUGAUGGAAGUCCUGAUGGGACACUUGAGGUUGCCAAACAGUUGGAACAGAUUUAUGGAUCUGAUAAAAUCCUGCUGAGACCUAGAGCAAAGAAACUGGGAUUAGGAACAGCAUAUAUCCAUGGAAUACAGCAUGCCACUGGCAACUUUGUCAUUAUAAUGGAUGCUGAUCUUUCACACCAUCCAAAAUUUAUCCCUGAAUUCAUAAAAAAACAAAAGGAAGGAAAUUAUGAUGUUGUGUCUGGUACUCGUUAUAGAGGGGAUGGAGGAGUAUUUGGCUGGGAUCUGAGAAGAAAACUCAUCAGCCGAGGAGCAAAUUUCGUCACUCAGGUUUUGUUGAGGCCAGGUGCUUCAGACUUGACAGGUAGCUUCAGAUUAUACAGAAAAGAAGUACUGCAGAAACUGGUUGAAAAGUGUGUAUCGAAAGGCUAUGUCUUUCAAAUGGAGAUGAUCGUUAGAGCUCGCCAGCUGAACUACAGUAUCGGGGAGGUUCCUAUAACAUUUGUGGACCGUGUGUAUGGUGAAUCUAAACUGGGAGGAAAUGAAAUUGUGUCAUUUCUGAAAGGACUGCUGCAUCUCUUUGCCACCACUUGAUCAAAACUAAUAUUUAGUACUGAAAUCUUCUAUGUCUAGAAUGUUUUAAGACUAGGUUUGUGUAUCUCCCUAUUUCACAAUGAAUCUCAUUGUAAAGUCUAAUUUUAUAUUUGUACAAAUCUGUAGCACACCUCAGUAAGUGAACAAUUGUAAAAUACAAUUUGAAAUAAAAUCGUUCCAGUCUGUCUAUUAAAUAUUAAUUUUACUUGA
Molecule: messenger RNA, 1089 nt
Organism: Carcharodon carcharias (great white shark)
Lineage: Eukaryota; Metazoa; Chordata; Chondrichthyes; Lamniformes; Lamnidae
Gene: dpm1
Product: dolichyl-phosphate mannosyltransferase subunit 1, catalytic
Exons: 9
Coding region: 16-879 (287 amino acids)
Biological process (GO): GPI anchor biosynthetic process; protein O-linked glycosylation via mannose
Cellular component (GO): endoplasmic reticulum membrane
Molecular function (GO): dolichyl-phosphate beta-D-mannosyltransferase activity
Source: RefSeq, a predicted model, not a curated record